CGUCAAGGUCUCAAGGAAGUGAAGGAGCGGAAGAAACACGAGAGCCCAGACUCGCCGCCUCCACCGCCGGUCGCCGACCUGCACGCCUCCAGUCCCUCCACCCUCCAGCAGCAAAAGGGAGUGGCUCUUCUUCAUUUCAGAAGCAGCAAAAACCAUUCUUUCCGGCGGCGGCGGGGUCAAUGGCGGAACCGGCGAAGUACAUUACGACAGAUGAGCUGAAGAAGCACAACAAACCAGGAGACCUCUGGCUCUCAGUUCACGGCAAGGUCUACGACGUCUCCGAUUGGGUCAAAACCCACCCCGGCGGCUCCCUCCCUCUCACCACCCUCGCCGGCCAAGACGUCACCGACUCCUUCGUCGCCUACCACCCGCCCUCCGCCUGGACCCACCUCUCCAACUACUCCAACGGAUUUUACCUCCGGGACCACUCCGUCUCCGACGUUUCCAGCGAUUACCGGAAGCUCGUCUCCGAUUUCACCAAAAUCGGACUGUUCGACGAAAAGGGCCACGGCGUCCUCAUCUCCCUGUCCCUGAUUUCGCUGAUCUUCGCCGCCAGCGUCUACGGAGUCCUCUGCUCCGAGAAUUUCUGGAUCCAUCUGGCGAGCGGAGCCCUAAUGGGGUUUCUGUGGAUCCAGAGCGGGUGGCUGGGUCACGAUUCCGGCCAUUACCAGAUCAUGAUGAACAAGGGAUGGAACCGAUUCGCCCAGAUCCUCACCGGAAACUGCCUCGCCGGAAUCAGCAUCGGGUGGUGGAAAUGGAACCACAACGCCCACCACAUUUCCUGCAACAGCCUCGAUUUCGACCCGGAUCUCCAACACAUGCCUCUCUUUGCAGUUUCUUCCAAGCUCUUCAACUCCAUCAACUCCUGUUUCUACCAGAGGAAGAUGAAAUUCGACUCCUUUGCCAGAUUCUUCAUCAGCCACCAGCAUUUGAGCUUCUACUUCGUCAUGUGCUUCGCGAGGAUCAAUCUGUUCUCCCAGUCUUUUUCCCUCCUGUUGUCGGCCCGAAAAGUGCCCGAUCGGGCCCAGGAGCUUUUCGGGCUUCUGGGGUUCUGGGUCUGGUACCCGCUCCUCGUCUCCUGUUUGCCAAACUGGGAGGAGCGGGCCCUGUUUGUGGCCGCGAGCUUCGCGGCCACGGGCAUCCAGCACGUCCAGUUCUGCCUGAACCACUUCUCGACCAGCGUUUACGUGGGCCCGCCCACGAGCAACGACUGGUUCGAGAAGCAGACGUUUGGGACCCUCAACAUCUCUUGCCCGCCCUGGAUGGACUGGUUCCACGGCGGGCUCCAGUUCCAAAUAGAGCACCACUUGUUCCCGAGGUUGCCCCGGUGUCACCUCCGGAGGGUGUCUCCCUUUGUCAGAGAGCUCUGCGCGAAGCACGGCUUGCCGUACCGUUGCGUCUCGUUCUGGGAGGCGAACGCGAUGACCCUGAGGACACUCAGGGACGCCGCGUUGCAGGCUCGGGAUUUUACCAAGCCGGUCCCCAAGAAUUUGGUGUGGGAAGCUGUUAAUACCUUUGGUUAGGUCUUCAAGUGUGUGUGGGAUUUUUUUAAUUGUUGUUUUCAAAUUGUUGUUGUAUGGCUGUUUUUUGGACAAUGUUGUACCUAAACCUCUUGAGGCAUGUUUGUGUUCUUUCAUGUAAUUUGGUUCCAAUGAAAUUCAUGUUUUUUUAAGGAGAGAAAUCCAUGUUUCUUUGCUUUUGUGUAUGGCUUGCAAAUCAUUCUUGUUUUUUAUUUGCAAUUGGAAGCAAAUCUUAGUCAAGAAACAUUAAUAAGACAA
Messenger RNA from Cuscuta campestris, 1778 nucleotides. The record is from the annotation of a GenBank genome assembly. Lineage: Eukaryota; Viridiplantae; Streptophyta; Magnoliopsida; Solanales; Convolvulaceae.